GCCAUGUUGUACUGUCCCCUCAGAUGUCAACAGUCCCUGGGUUUGUCCAAUGGUGUGUUCCGUGUGUCCGGGCGGUGCACACAGCGGGUCCAUGAGCGUGGGUGUGCGGGGGGACGGGUGUAAGCGCGGUCGGUAAAGUUAGCGUGUCCCCGGUGCUACAGCGCUGUAGGUCCCGCUCUACGCCGUCAUGAGCUCAUUGACUCAGCGCAGCUCGGGCCUGGUCCAGCGGAGAACUGAAGCCUCCCGGAGCGCAGCAGCGGUCCCGGAGGAGGAGGAGGCCCGGCGCACGGACGAGGACAGCGACCCCGAGGACUCCAAAGAAACACGGCUCACCCUGAUGGAGGAAGUGCUGCUGCUGGGGCUCAAGGACCGAGAGGGCUACACUUCCUUCUGGAAUGACUGCAUCUCCUCUGGGCUGCGUGGCUGCAUGCUUAUCGAGCUGGCUCUGAGAGGACGCCUUCAGUUGGAGAACAACGGCAUGAGGAGGAAGGCUCUGCUGGCCCGGAAGGUGCUGUGUAAAUCUGACGCACCCACUGGAGACGUGCUUCUGGACGAGGCCCUUAAACACAUCAAGGAGACCCAGCCCCCGGAGACGGUGCAGAGCUGGGUGGAGCUGCUGAGCGGAGAGACAUGGAAUCCUCUGAAGCUGCACUACCAGCUGAGGAAUGUGCGUGAGCGUCUGGCCAAGAACCUGGUGGAGAAGGGCGUGCUGACCACCGAGAAGCAGAACUUCCUCCUGUUCGACAUGACCACACAUCCGCUCACCAACAGCACCAUCAAGCACCGGCUCAUCCGCAAAGUGCAGGAGGCUGUGCUGGACAAGUGGGUGAGCGAGCCCCAGCGCAUGGACAAGAGGCUGCUGGCCCUCAUCUUCUUAGCUCAUUCCUCAGACGUGCUGGAGAACGCCUUCGCCCCUCUACUGGAUGAGCAGUACGACCUGGCCAUGAAGAGGGUCCGCCAGCUGCUAGAGCUGGAACCAGAGACCGAGAGUGCCAAACCCAAUGCUAACGAGCUGCUGUGGGCCGUGGUGGCUGCCUUCACAAAAUAAACCAAGUCUUAUGUUCUGAGGGACCUCAUUACCUGAACCAGGUCUAUGUCAUGUGGGGUGGUGGGCCCUUAACAAUGGAACUAGGUGUGUCAUGUGGUACCUCACCAGAAGAACCAGGUCUGUGCCAGGUCUGUGACUUUAUCUGAAUGGACGUGGGUAAUCCAAAUGGCACCAGGUUCCAAAUAGGAAAUGAGGGGUUCCAUUGACUCUGGCACCAAUUCACUUUAUAUUGAAAUAUCAUCCCUCUUCUUUGUGUCAGGUUUCUCAUUUUGGUCUUAAAUGUUCAUAUUAACUCAGUCUACAUGAUCCUGGUGUUUUUAUUUCACUAUUUUGUCCGCAAAUGAAGAUAUAAGCAUUAAUAGCAGACCAGUCAGGUGAGGUUGCUCCUGCCAGCAUUAGAAAUGGGUUUGAUUGACAACGUUGCUAAACACCCACCCCCUGCUAAACCAGGGGUGCUUGAAGUUACCUUCAAUAGCCUUGCUCCAGAUUGUCUCAUUGGUUGUUAUGAUACUCAAUGUUGGAAUUCCAAAUAUAGGUCUUGGCUCCUAAUACACUUGAUAACUACUGGCCGCUGUGAUGACAUCACACUCCCUGAGUCCACAUCUUUAUACAGUCUGUGGCUGUGAGGAACCUCACCAGAUGAACCAGGGCUAUGCUGUGGCACAUUGGACAGGCUGAGAACUUGUAGGGGGUGUCACUGGACUGUUGGAAUGUGGCCUGAUCUGGAUUUGAACUCUAACCCACACGUGACUACAGACCUAGACAUUUAGCCAGUUUCUGUUUUAAGGUGUACUAUGUAAACUGGCAGAGACUCAUCUGUCCUGCUUGUCUCAUGGAGAUGCUAUUGCUUUGCCUGGAGUGUCAAUACAGUCAAUACAGUGUUAGAAUAAAUGUAAAAAAACAAACAAAACAGAUCUGACUUGCAACUUGGCCUGGUGGAGUCAGUUAAAAAUGGGACUAAACACCCAAACUUCUCCCUCAACCACAUUACAAAUCAACAUGCAAACUGAGCACUACCUGGAGGACUAAAGGAGGUGAGAAAGGGGGGAGGGGGUCUGUGAUUGGUCUAACAGUUGGAGCUCCUGCAGCCAGGUGUUUAGAAUCAAAAACAGAUGGCUAGAAACAGGGCAGUCCUGUGUGAUGUCACCAGCGACAGGCAAUUGCCGCAGCCUCUUUGGUCAGCACACACUAAGGUUUUGGAACACAAAUAUGCAAAUGAAUCUUAAUUGCCAAUAAUGACUAGGCACAGGGGACUAUGCUGUUUAAACACCAUUUACAAAGUUUAGUAGCAAAAAGUGCAUUUCCACUUUUAAUACUUUGGAACAUUCCCAGCAAAGCAAUACCGUCUUCUGCUGACAUGCUGGUGGCAGACUCUUCACCAGAAAGGUUUCAUACUGCAUCUUUAAACAUACUAAUGUCCAGUAUCAAGAUGAGCAUGGUGGAGUAUAUUUUCGUACUACAUACUAACCAGGUCUGUGAACAAAAUGGACGUAACGUUUAUUGUGUGACAACCUCAGCCUCAGACAACAGCAUCUUCAUUAAACUGUGUGUGUGUGUU
Messenger RNA from Boleophthalmus pectinirostris (great blue-spotted mudskipper), 2606 nucleotides. Its product is annotated as Golgi phosphoprotein 3-like. Gene Ontology annotation, cellular component: Golgi cisterna; cytosol; trans-Golgi network. The transcript has 4 exons. The record is from RefSeq and is a predicted model, not a curated record. Gene Ontology annotation, molecular function: phosphatidylinositol-4-phosphate binding. Lineage: Eukaryota; Metazoa; Chordata; Actinopteri; Gobiiformes; Gobiidae. Gene Ontology annotation, biological process: retrograde vesicle-mediated transport, Golgi to endoplasmic reticulum; Golgi vesicle budding; Golgi to plasma membrane protein transport. The coding region runs from base 188 to 1048 and encodes 286 amino acids.